Messenger RNA from Neolamprologus brichardi, 4023 nucleotides. RefSeq names its product DENN/MADD domain containing 6A (gene dennd6a). Gene Ontology annotation, cellular component: recycling endosome. The record is from RefSeq and is a predicted model, not a curated record. Gene Ontology annotation, molecular function: guanyl-nucleotide exchange factor activity. NCBI's taxonomy places the organism in Eukaryota, Metazoa, Chordata, Actinopteri, Cichliformes, Cichlidae.
CAUUUGUGCGUGAUGACGUUGCACAAAGAACGUAAUACGUUGCUCCUGAAAUGCUAAUUGGAAGCUAAGUGGCUACUUUCUGCACCCCCCUUGUCUCCUGUUGUUACCUGCGGACAAGCUGGCCUGAAAUACCAUUAAACAUAUUUAGGAAACCGUUAACAUUCUUCAGAGCAUCUCGGUGUCCGGUGUCGGGCCGUAGCUAUGGCUCUGCAAGGCCCGGAGGAGCUGGGGGAGCCGGUCGAAGAGUCGGAGGAUCUGGACGACCAGGACGCUAGCAGCAUCUCCCCGGCGGAGGAGAUAACGCUACCCCCCGGGCCUGGAGGCGACGAGGAGACGGAGGAGGCUCUUCUGCUCCCCUGGGACCGUUUCUCCGCCUGGCUGCACUGCAUUUGUGUGGUCGGCUUCGACCUGGAGCUCGGACAGGCGGUGGAGGUCAUUUAUCCUCAUCAUUCCAAACUGUCGGAGAAAGAGAAAACAAGCAUCUGCUACCUUUCAUUCCCUGACUCCAACUCAGGUUGCCUUGGUGACACACAGUUCUGCUUCCGGUUCCGGCAAGGUUCCAACAGGAAGACAUCACUUGGCUGCUUCUUGGAAACCACUGACAGAGACGCGCCACCUUGUCUGAAGAGGGAGCAGGGCCAUUACUACGGUUAUGUGUACUUCCGUCAGGUGCGAGACAAAUCUUUGAAGAGAGGAUACUUCCAGAAGUCUCUUGUCUUGAUCAGUCAGCUGCCCUAUGUGACCUUCUUCCACUCGCUGCUGAAGAUUAUGGCUCCUGAAUACUUUGAGAAACAGGAGCCCUGCCUGGAGGCUGCUUGUAAUGACAUCGAUCGCUGGCCAACGCCUCAUCCUGGACGAAUCCUGACGCUGCCUAUCAUGGGUGUAGUCCUCAAGGUUCGCAUCCCAACCUCUUAUGAUAAACCAGGAACGUCACAACUGGUCCAAUCCGCCCAGAGUGAUAGCAUGGUGUCCAUUGUGCUCCCAACAAUUCAUGAAGUGGACCUCUUCAGGUGUUUCUAUCCAGUCUUCUUCCAUCUCCAGAUGCUUUGGGAGUUGGUGUUGCUGGGGGAGGCACUUGUUGUCAUGGCGCCAUCACCAGCCGAGUCAUCUGAUACUGUGCUAGCUUUGGUCAGCUGCAUUGCUCCUCUGCGUUACUGCAGUGAUUUCCGGCCGUACUUCACCAUUCAUGACAGUGAGUUUAAGGAGUACACCACCAGGACGCAGGCUCCGCCGUCAGUCAUUCUAGGAGUGACCAAUCCUUUUUUUGCAAAAACUCUGCAGCACUGGCCGCACAUCAUCCGCAUCGGAGACAUGAAACAAGCAGGAGAGAUGGCCAAGCAGAUGAAAGUCAAGAAACUGAAAAACCUCAAAACUCUGGACUCUAAACCCGGUGUGUACACUGCAUAUAAACCAUAUCUCAACAAAGAUGAAGAAAUCAUCAAACAGCUUCAGAAGGGUGUUCAACAGAAGAGACCCUCUGCAGCCCAGAAUGCAAUUCUUCGGCGCUACUUCUUAGAACUGACACAAAGCUUCAUCAUUCCACUGGAGCGGUACGUGGCCAGUCUGAUGCCUCUCCAAAAGUCCAUCAGUCCCUGGAAGAGUCCUCCUCAGCUACGACCGUUCAUACAGCAGGACUUCAUGAAGACACUGGAGAAAGCUGGACCUCAGCUUACGUCCAGACUGAAAGGAGACUGGAUAGGACUCUACAGGCAUUUCCUCAAGUCUCCCAACUUUGACGGCUGGUUCCGCAACAGGAGGAAAGAGAUGACACAGAAACUGGAAGCCCUGCACCUCGAAGCGCUGUGUGAGGAGGAUCUCCAGAAGAGAAUCCAGAAGCACACAGAGGUGGAGACAGUCGAUCUGGUCCUGAAGCUGAAAGACAAACUGACUCAGGCGGAGAGGGAGAAGUUACCAGUGCGUCCCGGGACCUUGGAGAAGCUGAGAGCCCAUAUCGAGGGUGUCAUCCUGACCUUACCAGAGGACCUGCAGGGCAUCCUUCACAAGCCCACCACGCUCUGACCUCUAACCCUGCAGGCUGCAACACUAACCCCCAGUUAAAGCUUGUUUUAAAGUUUUGGGUGGGGGGGGGCUUGGUGGCUCUCCUCCCAGUCGGUUUCCAAGGUGAGGGUGAUGUGGACCCUUUCACUCAGACUGGGUGCCAGUUUAAAUCUGCUCGGGUCUAAGUUGGAAAGCACAUACUUGGGUGCCAGCCCUCAAUGAGUCAGACUAAACAGCAUGUCAGUGAUCAUGUGGGUUUUUUUUUUUUUUUUUUUAAGAUGACCAGACAAACCAGGAUCGACCAGGAAGUGUUUAGAAAGUGCUACUUUUUUUUUUUUUAUAUCACUGCUACAUUACUACAUGAAGAAAGCCUGGAGGGCUCGAUCCUAAUAGCAUUUUCUGAAAAGUCUGAGGCUGCGUGCGCAAGCAACAAGAAGAUGACUUUUACUGACCUUUGACCCUGGACGUUUUUACCUCCUUAACAUUUUUUUGUUUGUUUUUUUUAAAACUUUGAUGGUGGGUCGCUGCAGUCUAACUGAACAAAAUCUGGAAAUGUAAAAAGUUUCCCAAAGAAGUGCACUUCAUCCAUAACAGGACCAGUGUGCCCUUCUCACACCUUUAUGCAAACAAGCUGAGCCAAGCAGUGCUUUAUAAUGUGAUGUUACUAAAACACACACACACAGCACUAACCACCAGCGACCCCUGCAAUAACUCUCUGCAGGAGCCAGUCAUCUUUUUUAUCCAUGUCACAUGAUCGUUACAUGACCUAUCAAAAUGAAAUUCAGAAUGGUCUUUAUAUUUGUUUGUUUUGUUGUUGUUUGCUUUGUUUUGUUUUUUUAACAUCUGAAGUUUUGUGUCACUCUUGUGUAAAAUCAUGUAGAAUCUCCUCCGACAGGGGAGGAAAAGCCCGUAUCCACCAAGAAAGAAAAAUAGAUCAUUUGAAAAAUACUUGCAGAAAUGCAAAUUUAUAAGAUAUCUGUUUGGUUUUUUGUUUUGUUUUUUUAAUUGAAAAGGAAAAAAAUAAGUUUUUCAUUUGAAUGAAUGAGAGGACACCAAAGCAUAGCUAGGCCCCAAAGUUUGAUUUCUAGAGAUAAUUAUUGUUUUAUGAUAAUCGGUAAUAAUGAGAGAUUAACUUUGUUUGUGAACUUUCUUCUUUUCUCCUGAUUAGUUUCUGUGUCACUAUCACAAUCAGGUAAUUCCUGUAUCUUAUUGACUUCAAUUUUAAAGGGUUCACAAAAUUGUUCUUAGAAGUUAUUUGGCCAUUUUAACACUUUUACUUGAAGUAUAUUCUAAUUUCUUAUAUUUAACUCUUUAAAAAAAUUUAAAUGGUAGAAUGGACUUUUAUUGUGAAAAACUUUCUUUCUUUCUGGAAAGAAAGGAAGGCUCUGGGUCAUAAAAGUGGGGGAUCACCACAGCAGUUGGCGCCACAUGUUUGAUUUGGCAUUUUUAAAGCUGUUUCAAUUCAGCACAAUUCUUAAACGUUUGUUUCUCAUCGCAGGAUCAAACUGCGUAUCCAUUUCCGCUCGAGAUCGUUCAUAGAAAAAUUAACUUUUUAAAAGCCAAAACAACUCUUUUAGGCAAUUAUUUUAAUGCACUUUCAAGUCCUUGCUAUGAACUGAAAUAAACUGUCAGUUGUUUUGAUUUUAAAAAGGUUUAUUUUCUAUAUUUAGUUUUUUCCUGAAAAUGAUCAUCAACUUGUAUAAAGAUAAAUAGAAGCUGUUCUGUCUUAUUCACCUGACAAAAACAUUUUUGAUUGUAGAGCAGUUUGAAUGACACAAAGUCUGAGACUCAGUAGGAGUGGAGUGCCCCAUGUGGGUUGGGAAUAAGUUGCUACCUGAAUUGGAGGGUUUUUGUGUGUUCUUGUUCAGGAGUGAGGGUGGAGUGGAAGCAGAGCUGGGCAAACAGAUUUGUGUGGAGUCAGCUGUGGUACUGGGUGUUAAACUGAAGCUCCUUAUCUACAUUUCUACCCUCACUGUUGUGAGUACUGAGUGAUGGCUGCAGAUACAAGCUGUGAGCUUCCUCUGA